ACAAUUUUGUACCUAAAGUAAACAAAACAAGAAGCGCAUCAUUUUGGUGGAAGCUUCUUGAAAGUCUGCUCAGUCUAGCAUCAGCUUGUUCCAGGUUUUAGCAGGAAAGAUCCGCAAAUCACCACAUCAUGCCGAAAUAUUAUUGCGAUUAUUGCGACACGUACCUAACGCACGACUCUCCCAGCGUCCGGAAAACCCACUGCACCGGCAGAAAGCACAAGGAUAAUGUGAAAUUUUACUACCAAAAGUGGAUGGAGGAACAGGCACAACAUCUGAUCGAUGCGACUACAGCCGCUUUCAAGGCAGGAAAGAUUGCACAGAAUCCGUUCUCUGCCGGGCCUCCGAAACCGAACGUCGCCAUUCCGCCGCCUACAAUGGGAAUGCCUGCCAGACCAGGGAUGAUUCCCGGUAUGCCCGCCGGGGCGCCACCGCUGCUGAUGGGACCAGGGCCAAUGGGAAUGCGCCCUCCCAUGAUGAUGCCAAUGGGUAUGCCACCGAUGGGAAUGGGAAUGCGGCCUCCAAUGAUGAAUGCUCCUCCGCCCCAGAUGAAUCAGAAAGUGUAAGUACAUGCAGCUCGUCCAUGUAUAAUGUAUGCGUAGUCUUUUGUGUCCAGUAAUUUCUGAACAUCGUGUUACAAGUCUACAGUUAAUAUAAGUUCACUCCAAUAAA
Messenger RNA from Aedes albopictus (Asian tiger mosquito), 669 nucleotides. RefSeq names its product U1 small nuclear ribonucleoprotein C (gene snRNP-U1-C). Gene Ontology annotation, cellular component: nucleus; U1 snRNP. NCBI's taxonomy places the organism in Eukaryota, Metazoa, Arthropoda, Insecta, Diptera, Culicidae. Gene Ontology annotation, biological process: spliceosomal snRNP assembly; mRNA splicing, via spliceosome; mRNA 5'-splice site recognition. Gene Ontology annotation, molecular function: pre-mRNA 5'-splice site binding; zinc ion binding. The transcript has a single exon. The record is from RefSeq and is a predicted model, not a curated record. The coding region runs from base 129 to 563 and encodes 144 amino acids.